AACACAAAAAAACUUUUUUUUAUUAUUUUUUUAAGUUUUUUCCAUUUUUUCAAAAUUCAAAUUUUUACAUAACACUCACUCACACACCAAACACUGUCCCGUCAACAAACUCCCAAGUGCUAAACGUGCGUCAUGGAAAUAAUUACGAACUUGUUGUGUGGCACUGUGGAUUCGAUCAAAGGCAUCAAGACACUCUUCUACUUGGAUCAGGAGAUGAAGGCUCGCAAUGCCAGCAGGAUAUUGCUCGAGCAGCAGCAGCAGCAACAGCAACAACAGAAAGGUGAAAGUCCAACAAAGAAACAGAGGUCUGGAAGUGCAACGCCUGUCAGUAACUGCGACAAAAACAAAAGUGCAGAUGAGAAUAGUGUUUCAAAGCGGGUUUUUCAGUGUUGCGCCCUGAAUGGAGGGAUCUUUUUUCUGUCCAUCGCUUUCAAAAAUUACAUUUUAAUGCACGGCAUUCGGCAUAUCGUCGAUAUUAUUUACGGCGAUGUCGAUCGAAGUGCUCGAAUGUGGCGCUAUAUCGAACCAACGCUCGACGGGUUCUUCGGCGUGUUGUGGAUAAUGCCUCUUUUUCUCCUGAGUCGCACAGUUAACAGUCUCUGGUUUCAGGAUAUCGCGGAUUCUGCCUUCAAAAUCAGGAAAGGACGUCCCCAGCUGUUUCCGAGCAUCAGUAAAUUCAUCGCCGACGUGUUAAUGUCGCUUCUUGUGCAAUGUUUGUUCCUCGGACAAAUUUGGCUCGUGAAAUUUGUGCCGCAUCCGUACUUGGCGCGUGCUGUUUCCUUCAUCCAUUUGGCUCUGCUGUAUUCCCUGUACUCGUUCGAAUACAAAUGGUUCAAUAUGGGAUGGGAGCUGCACAAACGCUUGACAUACAUCGAAUAUAAUUGGCCCUAUUUCCUCGGAUUUGGCAUCCCAUUGGCGAUUCUCACGGAACUGCCGAGCGAUUUCUUCGUCAGUGGAUGUGUCUUUUCGACACUUUUCCCGCUGUUCAUCAUUAGCGGUAACGAGGCGUCGCCCAAAGCAAUCACAUACGACUUUCCCAUCAAAAUUUUCUCGCCCGUUAUCCUCAUUUCGAAUCUAAUCAUCAAAUUCAACUACUACAAAAUCUUCAAUUUGUGGUGCAAGACAUCGACGCCCGCACAUCGUAGCAAUAGCAGCAGCAGCAGUAGUUAUAGUUACAACGCGAAUGCGACUCCGAGUUCUGUGACGCCCUCAAGCAGUUCGCGAUCAACGCCCGUACCCACAAUGGCUCAAAUCCAACGACGAACACGCAAUUUACGGUAAUAAACAAUCGAAAAUCAACAAAAAAAAAUAAAUGCCAUCACUCAGCUCAUCCUUUUAACUGAAGAAAAAAAUGAUAUUUACGACGACAAAAGCUUAUCUGAAAAGAAAUAAAUAAAAGGAGAGCUCCUUAAAGACUUAUACAAUACCAAUAACCGAAAUUCAUUGACUGACUAAGUUUUUUCGUGAAAUUCGUAAAACAACAAUUUUUCUAUAACAUAACAACAACGUCAUAUUUUGUAAAAAUAAAUAAAAAAAAAUACGUAUUAAAGUCAAAUAUUUGUAACAAUUAAAUUAUUUUUCAAUUAUUUAUCCACUUUUGUAAUAAAAACAAAUUUUUAAAAUUAAACAAAAUGACAAGUCAUAAAAUAAUAAUGAAAAAAAAAAUUAAAAAUGCUUAAAAAAUAGUUAGUCGUUAGCUUAGCUGUUUAAAAAAAGUGUUAAGGAAAACCCGUGCUUAUUGUAUAAAAAAUACAAAAACCAGUAAAAAUAGGAAAACAACUGAAAUGGACAAGAGAAAUUUGCUUAAAAAUAAAAUAUGAACUGAUUGUGAUACUCCUUUAACCUUUAACUUUUUUUUUGUUUGUAAAUACAUAUUUAAAGAAAAAAAUUGCUACCUAAUGAUUUUUUUGCUAAUUUCAUUGAAAUUACUGCUAAUUAUCAAUAUAAGGACGGAAUGUUGUAAUUCUAAU
Molecule: messenger RNA, 1970 nt
Organism: Culicoides brevitarsis
Lineage: Eukaryota; Metazoa; Arthropoda; Insecta; Diptera; Ceratopogonidae
Gene: tank
Product: etoposide-induced protein 2.4 homolog
Exons: 3
Coding region: 133-1281 (382 amino acids)
Biological process (GO): macroautophagy
Cellular component (GO): endoplasmic reticulum
Source: RefSeq, a predicted model, not a curated record